Aspergillus affinis is the source of this 1251-nucleotide messenger RNA. RefSeq names its product glycerol-3-phosphate dehydrogenase family protein. The record is from RefSeq and is a predicted model, not a curated record. Gene Ontology annotation, molecular function: glycerol-3-phosphate dehydrogenase [NAD(P)+] activity; NAD binding. The transcript is spliced from 3 exons. Gene Ontology annotation, cellular component: glycerol-3-phosphate dehydrogenase (FAD) complex; cytosol; nucleus. NCBI's taxonomy places the organism in Eukaryota, Fungi, Ascomycota, Eurotiomycetes, Eurotiales, Aspergillaceae. Gene Ontology annotation, biological process: carbohydrate metabolic process; glycerol-3-phosphate catabolic process. The coding region runs from base 1 to 1251 and encodes 416 amino acids.
AUGAGUCCAAUCGCACCCUUCGAGCGUAAACACAAGGUUACUGUCGUCGGCUCAGGAAACUGGGGCUGUGCGAUCGCCAAGAUUGUCGCCGAGAAUGCCGCCAGCAAUCCUGACGUUUUCGAGAAGGAUGUUCAGAUGUGGGUGUUCGAAGAGAAAGUUGAAAUCUCUAAAGACUCCCGUCACUAUAACCCCUCGUCGCCUUUGUGCCAGGGUCCCCAGAACUUGACGGAUGUGAUCAACACCACCCAUGAAAACAUCAAAUAUCUGCCGGGCAUCACGCUGCCCACCAACCUGCAUGCCAACCCUUCCUUGGUGGAUGCGGUGCAGGAUAGUACUAUCCUUGUCUUCAACCUGCCCCACCAAUUUAUCAUCAAAACCUGUGAGCAGAUCAAGGGGAAGAUUCUGCCAUACGCCCGUGGUGUUUCAUGUAUCAAGGGUGUCGAUGUGCAGGAGGAGGGAAUCAGCCUGUUCUCCGAGACGAUCGGCAAGAUUCUGGGGAUCUACUGUGGCGCGCUCUCUGGAGCCAACAUCGCCAGCGAAGUUGCUCAAGAGAAAUGGUCCGAGUCGAGUAUCGCCUAUGAUCCUCCUCAUCUAGACUCGAAAGCCCCCACUCCUAAUCGCUCGCCUUCUGCCUCCACAACGGAUGUGGUCCACUUUGAGCACCGCGAUGUCUCGGGCCAAUUCUCGCGAGUGAAAUUGCAGGCACUGCCCAUUGAUUAUCCCCCCAUUGACCACGAUGUUCUGAAGUCGCUUUUCCACCGCCCGUAUUUCCACAUUCGGAUGGUGCAUGACGUCGCGGGAGUCUCCCUUGGUGGUGCCCUUAAGAACAUUGUUGCCCUUGCUGCCGGCUGGGUUGACGGCAUGGGGUGGGGCGACAACGCCAAAGCUGCAGUCAUGCGUGUCGGUCUGCUAGAGAUGGUCAGAUUCGGAGAAAAGUUCUUCGGUGCAACCUUCGAACCUCGGACCUUCACGGAGGAGAGUGCCGGUGUUGCCGAUCUGAUCACCAGCUGCAGCGGAGGACGUAACUUCCGCUGCGCGAAGCUUAGCGUGGAAAGAAAGCAGCCGAUCGAAAAGAUCGAAGAGACGGUCCUCAAUGGUCAAAAAUUGCAAGGCACCCUGACUGCAUAUGAGGUGAACAGUUUCCUCAAGAAGCAGGGUCGCGAGGAAGAAUUCCCCUUGCUUACCGCUGUUUACCGCAUUCUCGAGGGCACAAUGUCUGUCGCAGAUAUCCCUUCUUAUAUUGAGCGGUAA